AAAUAAAGCACGUGCCAUGUUUUCCUUCCUCCUCUCCCUCUAUAAAGAACCACUAGACCAACUCUCCAAAACCCCAUCAUCCCGAAGUCUCGAUAACCAUUGUGUUCACCGAUUGUUGUCUACACCAGAAACGAUCAUAGCUGCCAUCAUCAUGUUGAAGCCACAGCUUCAUCAAUCCCAAUCUGCCUCCCCAACCCUGUUCUCAUUAGCUAAGCCAUUUAGCCAAGGCAAUGGCGGGAUCGCACUUUUACCGGUACGGUCCGCGCCUGCGCUCCAAAAGAGCCGUAGAAGCGGCCGAGUGGGGCUUGCCUCAAGAAAGAUCAGAGCGGUAGCAAGCCCGAGCUUUACUGAGAAGUCGCUGUCAGUAAAAGCUGUAGUGUCCGUGAAACCGAGCACCGGUGGGCUGUUCACGGAGAUUGGGAUAAAGGGAGGGCUCGAUGAGAUUACUGACUUGGUGGGGAAAACGCUCCUCUUGGAGCUUGUUAGUUCUGAGCUCGACCCCAAGACGGGACAAGAGAAGGGGACAAUCAAAGGGUUCGCACACAAGAAGAGCCAGAACAAGGAGGAGGUGACGUACGAGUGCAAGUUCGAUGUCGGAGCGGAGUUCGGGGAGGUCGGGGCGAUUUUCGUGGAGAAUGAGCACCACAAGGAGAUGUACCUCAGGGACAUCGUCCUCGAAGGGUUCAUAAGCGGUCCUGUUAACAUCACAUGCAACUCGUGGGUUCACUCCAAGUUCGAUAACCCACAGAAGAGGGUCUUCUUCACCAGUAAGUGCUAUUUACCGACGGAAACGCCGAGUGGGCUUAGGAGGCUGAGAGAGGAGGAGCUGGUGAUCUUGCGAGGGAAUGGCCAAGGCGAGAGGAAGUCUUACGAGAGGAUAUACGAUUAUGAUGUGUACGACGACCUCGGGGAUCCGGACAGCAGCGCGGACAAGAAGAGACCGGUGCUCGGAGGCAAAGAGUUUCCGUACCCGAGACGAUGCCGGACCGGGCGCCCUCGGUGCAAAACCGAUCCACAAUCGGAAUCGAGGAGCGCAAGCAUAUACGUGCCUCGAGACGAAGAGUUCUCGACAAUAAAGGAAUUGACAUUCUCGGCGAAGACAGUGUACUCGGUGGUGCACGCGCUGGUGCCGUCGCUCGAGACGGCAAUAGUCGACACCGACCUGGGGUUCCCCUACUUCACCGCCAUUGACGAGCUCUUCAACGAAGGCGUCAACUUGCCCCCGUUGCAUAAGCAAGGCUUCUUCAAGGACCUCCUUCCUCGGCUCAUCAAGGCUGUCACCGAUGCCACGGAAAAUGUCUUGCGCUUCGAAACCCCCGAAACCAUGAAUCGAAACAGUUUCUUUUGGUUUGGUGACGACGAGUUCUCUCGUCAAACCCUAGCAGGAAUCAACCCUUACACGAUUCAGUUGGUGACGGAGUGGCCCUUAAAGAGCAAGCUUGACCCUAAAAUCUAUGGCCCGCCUGAAUCGGCAAUCACGACAAAGACCAUUGAAGAGCAAAUUAAAGGCUUUAUGACCGUCGGUGAGGCCGUAAAGCAAAAGAAGCUGUUCAUGCUGGACUACCAUGACCUUUUCCUACCAUAUGUGAACAAAGUGAGGCAGCUCAAGGGGACGACCCUGUACGGGUCGAGGACCCUCUUCUUCUUGACCCCCGAUGGCACGUUGAAGCCCCUCGCCAUCGAGCUCACUCGGCCACCGACCGAUGAUGGGAAGCCGCAAUGGAAGCAGGUGUUCACCCCGUCAUGGUACUCCACCGGCAUGUGGCUCUGGCGGCUCGCCAAGGCCCAUGUCCUCGCCCACGACUCUGGAUACCACCAGCUCGUCAGCCACUGGCUACGAACUCAUUGUGCCACGGAACCCUACAUAAUAGCGGCUAACCGGCAACUUAGCACGAUGCACCCGAUCUACAAGUUGUUGCACCCGCACUUCCGGUACACGAUGGAGAUCAAUGCGCUGGCUCGCGGGUAUCUCAUCAACGGCGACGGCAUCAUCGAGACCUCCUUCUCUCCCGGCAAGUACUCCAUGGAGCUCAGCUCCGUCGCUUAUGAUAAGCAGUGGCAAUUCAACUUACAAAGCUUGCCCAAUGACUUGAUUAGCAGGGGGUUGGCAGUGGAGGACCGGACGGCACCCCAUGGCCUCAAGCUAGCGAUCGAGGACUUCCCCUUCGCCAACGACGGCCUCCUCUUGUGGGACACUAUCAAGGAGUGGGUCACCGACUAUGUCAACCACUACUACCCCGACCCAAGCUGCAUAGCGUCAGACAAGGAGCUCCAAUCCUGGUGGACCGAGAUCCGGACCGUUGGCCAUGGCGACAAGAAAGACUCCCCUGGGUGGCCCGACCUCAAGACCCCGUCUGACCUCAUCCACAUUAUCACCACCAUUGUCUGGGUCGCCUCCGGCCACCAUGCUGCCGUCAACUUCGGCCAGUACACCUAUGCCGGCUAUUUCCCAAAUCGGCCCACUAUCGCCCGAACCAAGAUGCCUGUCGAGGAUCCAACAGAAGAAGAGCUCAAGAUCUUCAGGAACAAGCCCGAGGUCUCGCUCCUUAUGUGCUAUCCUUCACAGAUACAGGCGACGAAGGUGAUGGCAAUCCUUGAUGUGUUAUCGAACCACUCGCCGGAUGAGGAGUACCUAGGACAAGAUCCGGAAUCGGCGUGGAAGGAGGAGCCGGUGAUAAAUGCGGCGUUCGAGAGGUUCAACGGGAGGCUGAUGGAGCUUGAGGGCAUCAUCGAUGCGAGGAACUCUGACCCAAGGUUUAAGAACCGGAACGGGGCUGGGGUCUUGCCGUAUGAGCUGUUGAAGCCGUUCUCCGAGCCUGGCGUGACUGGGAAGGGAGUUCCAUACAGCAUUUCCAUUUGAGAAAACGAGACUCUUGUCCAAGGCAGCCGCGAUGGUGGCUGCAGAGAAAAUGCUUUUCUAUAUACUUUGCUAGUAUAUGCCGACGAUAAUGUGAUCAUCCUAGUUUGUGGACAAUAUUUUCUAAUUUCAUUGUCCAGUUUGUCAUGAGUUACCA
This is a messenger RNA of Rhodamnia argentea, 3014 nucleotides long. Its product is annotated as linoleate 13S-lipoxygenase 2-1, chloroplastic-like. Gene Ontology annotation, molecular function: oxidoreductase activity, acting on single donors with incorporation of molecular oxygen, incorporation of two atoms of oxygen; metal ion binding; protein binding. The transcript is spliced from 9 exons. The record is from RefSeq and is a predicted model, not a curated record. Gene Ontology annotation, biological process: lipid oxidation. The coding region runs from base 17 to 2860 and encodes 947 amino acids. NCBI's taxonomy places the organism in Eukaryota, Viridiplantae, Streptophyta, Magnoliopsida, Myrtales, Myrtaceae.